AUGAACGAUGGGAUGUGGUUUAUUGAGUUCUAUGCGCCUUGGUGUGCUCAUUGUAAACGUCUUCAUCCAAUUUGGGAGCAGCUUGGCCAUGCCGUUGCUGAUAUCAACCUGCCAGUUCGGAUUGGCAAAAUGGAUUGUACACGCUUUACAACCGUCGCCAAUCACCUCGGCAUUACAGGUUAUCCUUCAAUUAUUUUCUUCCGAAAUGGAAAGCGAAUCGAUUAUCGUGGAAAUCGCGAAAAAGAUAGCCUUUUCAAUUUCGUGAAACGAUGCGCUGCUCCGAUUGUGCAGACAAUUGAUGAGAAAGAGCUGCUCAAAGUCAAAAUGGAUUCUCGCGUCGAGCCGCAAUUCGUUUACUUUGGGACUACGAAGAGUCCGCUUUAUGAAACGUUCACGAAUGCAGCGACUUCGAAAUUUUCAAUGGCCCGAUUCUUUGCAGUUACAAAAAAUGACGAUGAAACAGAAUCGAGGGAAAGAAUUGUAGUUUACAAAGAUAACAACGAAAUUGAGUUUAAGGAAGACAAAAGCGACCUUGAGAGCUGGAUAACACGUGAACGAUGGCCGUCGUUCGUUGCUGCAACCAGUAUGAAUUUGGCAGAUAUUGGCUCAAGUGGAAAACUCACAGUUCUUGUUAUUUUGAAACAGUUGGAAAUGCGCAACGCAACCACCGAAAUCGGCAAAUUCCACAAAACCGCCGUCGAAGCCGUCAAGGAUUUGCGAAAACAGCCGAAACUGUGGCGGCGAUUCCAGUUUGCAUGGCUCGAUGGCUCCGAUUUGGCUUCGCAGAUUCAGAUGAAUCCAGUCAAAGAGCCGCACAUGUUCGUGUUCAACUAUUCGACAUAUGAAUAUUAUUUGAGCGAAGAUGAGCCGUCGAAAAUGACAAAACAAUCGAUGCUGACUUUCCUCGAAGAAUUGUCGGACUCGAUCGACAAGGGAACUGUGCUUGCACAUGGAGGCCGCGAUCUUCUGACUCGAAUCAAGAGAAUGCUUUUCGAAUUAUACUGGAAUGUGAGCCAAAUGUUCGCAACUCAGCCAUUACUCUCUUCUUGCCUUUUUGGAGUGCCAAUCGCUUUUCUCAGCAUCAUCUGUUAUAGCAUCUGCUCUGCCGAUUUUACAGUCGAUCGUGACGAAUUCUAUCCAGACGAUGACGAAGAUCAAUUAAUCGAUGAAGAACAAAGCGAACGAGAUGAUGACGAAGAAACCGAUCACGAAAAAGCGGAUUAA
Molecule: messenger RNA, 1224 nt
Organism: Caenorhabditis bovis
Lineage: Eukaryota; Metazoa; Nematoda; Chromadorea; Rhabditida; Rhabditidae
Source: the annotation of a GenBank genome assembly